Molecule: messenger RNA, 1918 nt
Organism: Cajanus cajan (pigeon pea)
Lineage: Eukaryota; Viridiplantae; Streptophyta; Magnoliopsida; Fabales; Fabaceae
Product: threonine synthase, chloroplastic
Biological process (GO): amino acid metabolic process
Molecular function (GO): pyridoxal phosphate binding
Source: RefSeq, a predicted model, not a curated record
AAUUCCGAAGUGAGUCGCGGCGGCUCGCAAGUAAUAAAAGGAGUUGGGUUGGCAUUGGUUGAGUCGCUUAGGCAUUGAAUUUGAAGCAGCACUCCAUGGCUUCCUCAACUCUGUUUCAGCCUCUCCCAUUCUGCCUCAAAACCCCAAACCCCAACAAACCCAAACCCCAACCCCACCGCCGCUUCAUCAUCCGCGCCCAAUCCCCUUCCGCUUCAGCCUCCGCCGCCAAGCCCCAGCGCCGCCCCGCCGACGAGAACAUCCGCGACGAGGCCCGUCGCGUGAACGCCCCCCACGAGCACGGCCUGUUCUCGGCCAAGUACGUGCCCUUCAACGGCGACCCCUCCUCCCCGGAGUGUUACUCGCUGGACGAGAUCGUGUACCGGUCCCAGUCGGGCGGGCUCCUGGACGUGCAGCACGACAUGGAGGCCCUGAAGCGCUUCGACGGUCAGUACUGGCGCUCCCUCUUCGACUCCCGCGUGGGCAAAACCACCUGGCCCUACGGCUCCGGCGUCUGGAGCAAGAAGGAGUGGGUCCUCCCCGAGAUCCACCACGACGACAUCAUCUCCGCCUUCGAAGGCAACUCCAACCUCUUCUGGGCCGAACGCUUCGGCAAACACUUCCUCGCCAUGAACGACCUCUGGGUCAAACACUGCGGCAUCAGCCACACCGGCAGCUUCAAGGACCUCGGCAUGACCGUCCUCGUCAGCCAGGUCAACCGCCUCCGCAAAAUGAACCGCCCCCUCGUCGGCGUCGGUUGCGCCUCCACCGGCGACACCUCCGCCGCCUUGUCCGCCUACUGCGCCUCCGCCGGCAUCCCUUCCAUUGUUUUCCUCCCCUCCAACCGCAUCUCCUUGGCUCAACUCGUUCAGCCCAUCGCCAAUGGUGCUUUUGUCUUGAGCAUUGACACCGACUUCGAUGGUUGUAUGCAGUUGAUCAGAGAGGUCACCGCUGAGUUACCUAUCUACUUGGCCAAUUCUCUCAACAGUUUGAGACUCGAGGGGCAGAAAACCGCUGCCAUUGAGAUUCUUCAGCAGUUUGAUUGGCAGGUUCCUGAUUGGGUCAUUGUCCCUGGUGGCAACCUCGGCAACAUUUAUGCAUUCUACAAAGGCUUUCAAAUGUGCAAGGAGCUUGGCCUUGUCGAUAAAAUUCCCAGGCUUGUCUGUGCUCAGGCCGCAAAUGCUGAUCCUUUGUAUUUGUAUUUCAAGUCUGGCUGGAAGGAGUUUAAGCCCGUCAAGCCCACCACCACCUUUGCCUCUGCUAUUCAAAUUGGGGACCCCGUUUCCAUCGACAGGGCGGUUCAUGCUUUGAAGAGUUGCGAUGGGAUUGUGGAGGAGGCUACCGAGGAGGAGUUGAUGGAUGCUAUGGCUCAGGCGGAUUCCACUGGGAUGUUUAUCUGCCCCCACACUGGGGUUGCUUUGACUGCCUUGUUUAAGCUUAGGAACAGUGGGGUUAUCAAGGCUACGGAUAGGACUGUGGUCGUCAGCACUGCCCAUGGAUUGAAGUUUACUCAGUCCAAGAUUGAUUACCAUUCCAGGGAUAUCAAGGACAUGGCUUGCCGCUACGCCAACCCACCCAUGCAGGUCAAGGCCGACUUUGGAUCGGUUAUGGAUGUUUUGAAGACGUAUUUGCAGAGUAAGGCUCAUUAGGUUAGCAUUGCAAGUUUUGUUCCCCCUCCUGAGCUGAUCAUCAUUAUAUUUACUGCUGCUGCUGCUACUGUAUUUUGUCUUUUCUAUUAGCUAGGUUUGAGUGUUGUAAUAAUCUGCUUGCUGCAUUAUGUAUGCUGCUCUAUAUUGGGGCAUGCUUAGAUUUUGUUGUAGGUUUUCUUUGUUGAGCAUUUGUCAGCUCCCAUAGAAAAUUGAAUUGGAUACAAUGAGGAAUGCAUAUUGUUGGCUUGUUACUGAAUUCCAGCCACCCCCAA